CAAAUGAGGCUUAAAGCACAAAAGCGAAUGAACAAGAAGAUCUCUGUGGCGAACGGUUUGGGGGCAGCUCUUCAAACCAACAUAGCAGUCGCAGAUGCUUCAGCGGCCCGCAGGAUCACCGCGACUGAAACUCCAGCACAGAAGUCAGUAUACCGAGACCGUAUCAACACCAACGUCUUCGAGCUGAAUGUCGUCCUCACAGACUCAAUGCACUGCGGGAUCGCAUUCGACUCCCCAGGAGGUAGUUUAGUCAGUACCUCCGAGUCCAGCCACCACUGCAGCCCUCAACUCUCCAAGAGUACACGACUCAGAAUGUGCUCGUACAGCCCUAGCUCUCACAACAGAUUAAAUACAGGCCCGUUAAGUCCAUCUCUGGAGCCCCACCGUCGGUGUGGUAGUCCUGGUCAGAUUAUUUCUGCCUCAAGACUCAGCCCACGUUUAGCGUACAGAAAUAACCGUACAAGAGCCUCUGUAACGUCCAGCACAUCAGUAGUGGCCCGAUUUAGGAAGUCGUUCUUCGUCAACACCAGCACUAGCAGUAUCGACAUAUCAGGCCGGUUGACUCCUGAUCCUAUGAACAGAACAAUCGCCGCCCCAGCCAGGGUUAAGAAGUUUAUCAAAAGGAAGAAAAAAGAGAAAGGACGGCGUGAGAUGAACAUUGUCAUGGUUACGGUGUUAUUUUCUUUGAACUUUGUGACUUGGAACUGUAUUUUAUUGUUCUACUACUUUUCUUAUGCGGUCUCACCUUCAACAGAAGUUUUAAAUACAAUCGCCAGGGACAAUAAAGUAGUUCUGACGUAUCUUAACGGCUGGUUCUAUUAUGCCACUUUCUUGACGAGUAGUGUGAACCCAGUAAUACAUUUCGUGUGCAAUUCUAAAAUCAGAACAGGAUUUAAGCACAUUCAUGAUAAAGUUGUGAGUGGUUUUUACAGGAAAUUUGCUGCUUGUAACUGUGCAUAAAUUUUUGGCCAAUCGCUAUAUUAUUUAAUUUAUUAAUAUCAGCCAUUGCUAAGUUGUCGUGUACAAUUCAUUUCGACUUUUAAC
Molecule: messenger RNA, 1044 nt
Organism: Bolinopsis microptera
Lineage: Eukaryota; Metazoa; Ctenophora; Tentaculata; Lobata; Bolinopsidae
Exons: 3
Coding region: 4-960 (318 amino acids)
Source: RefSeq, a predicted model, not a curated record